GUAUUGAUAUUAAGCCGAGUCUGAACAUUUAAAACGCGAUAAAACGUUACUGCGCUGUGGUAAUGUAAUGUGUGCGCAUGCGCAGUAGGACAGCUCUAUGGGCAAGACCGGUGUCUCGCUGCUGUGGCCGCGUCACUCAGCAUAAAGCCUCAGCGCGGCGCUGGACGGACGGACGGACUGAGCCCAGAGCCCAGAGCCCAGAGCCCGUCUGCUUUCGCCACCAUAAGCAACAGCGGCUUAAUAUCAAUGGAGCGCAGCUGAAACGCUAACGGGCGUUAUUUCACCCCAUAACGGUGGCUGUGUUUUCGUGACGGCUGUAUAUUUACACUAUGCUGCAGUUGGGGGACGGACUUACUUGCUUCUCGGCCGUCUUCCUGCUGGUCUUGUUCGGAACCAGGAGCGCCGUUUGGUCCACGGCUCUCACGGCCUCUCUCUACCUUUUUGUGGUGCUCUUCCGAUUCCCUCAGGUUCCAGUCAGCCGGGCGAAACAGGUGCUGCGGCCGGGCUCCAGGCUCGCCCCCGGCGGCGUGUCGGUGGUGGCUCACCGCGGCGGCGGACACGACGCCCCGGAGAACACGAUAGCAGCCAUUCGAGCGGCCAGCGCGAACGGAGCCACAGGAGUGGAGCUGGAUCUGGAAUUCACCGCUGAUGGCAUUCCUAUUCUAAUGCACGAUGAAACGGUGGACCGUACUACCAACGGAUCAGGACCACUCAGCAUACUGGGCUUCUCAGAAAUCAGCCAACUGGAUGCAGCAGCCAAACAUAGACUGAGUGACCGUUUCCAAGGAGAGAAGGUCCCGACUCUGCAGGAGGCUGUGGAGGAAUGCAUCAAACACCAGCUGACCAUCUACUUUGACGUCAAAGGUCAUGCAGAUGAGGCAGCGGCAGCUCUGAAGAAGCUGUAUCAGAAGCACCCAGUGCUCUACAACUCCAGUGUGGUCUGCUCCUUUGAACCCAAAGUCAUCUACAGGAUGCGACAGGCGGAUCCAGAGGUGGUGACGGCGUUGACGCACCGCCCUUGGAGCUUGAGUCGCUUUGGCGACGGGUCACCUCGUUAUACGUCGGCAUGGAAACACCUGUGGAUGCAGGUGCUGGAUGUGCUGCUGGACUGGGCGCAUCAUCACCUGCUGUGGAACCUGUGCGGCGUGUCUGCUUUCCUGCUGCAGAAAAACUACAUCUCCACGGACAUUGUGCAGUACUGGGCAGAGCGCGGUGUGGAGGUUGUGGCCUGGACGGUGAACACAGCCGUGGAGAAGGACUACUACCAGCAGCUACUGAACAUCAACUACAUUACAGACAGUCUGACGGAGGACUGUGAGCCGCACUACUGAACGCUGCAGUGCCCAAUGCACACACCCACACACAGUCUUCGUCACUGGCUUUUAUAUACACUUUCAGGCAGACCUUACACUCACAUGUUUUUGCAGUAGAAUAUCUUACUGUUUUCUCUUGCGCUGCUGAGUAAGAGCAGAAAACUCAGUUAUGACUGGUAUUUUUAUGUUAUAGUGUGCAAUAUCAUGAUGAAGGGAUGAUUUCAGGCAACUAAAAUGUAAAAGAAUAAGAAUUUAUGGUAUUUGAUGAUUGUAAAAACUGCUUAAAUGAGUGAAUAUCAGUCAAUAGAGGAAGAUAAACUCUUAUCAUGCAAAUUUGUACAGUUUAUUGAUCAAAAAGCCUGCUGUCCUGUGGAACACACCUGGCUGUUACCUCACACGGAGGGAAAGAUCUUGUCGCCCGUUUCAGUGGCAGUUUUAACAAGCCUUUCUCCGCUUUGCCCCCCUCAGCAGACUCCCCAGCGCCAACUUGUGGGCUGUUUCAUUGUUUUUAUUAUCUCGAGUUCAUAUUUAGAUAUAGCAUGUUGAUCAUUCAGUUUGCUGGGCUUUAAGGCUACGUUCACAUUCCAAACCUCAUUCCUCAAAUCUGUUUGCCCAAAUCCGAUUUCUCUGACCAGAUGGUUCUCACUCGUUUAGGUAAGUGACCUAAAUCAGUCAUUAAUGUGAUGACCCUCAUGAGCUCCUCCUACUCAGUGACGUCACGUGACUGAAUCACUGCAACAAACUAACGAGCAGAACGAGCUUCGC
Molecule: messenger RNA, 2078 nt
Organism: Pygocentrus nattereri (red-bellied piranha)
Lineage: Eukaryota; Metazoa; Chordata; Actinopteri; Characiformes; Serrasalmidae
Gene: gde1
Product: glycerophosphodiester phosphodiesterase 1
Exons: 6
Coding region: 330-1331 (333 amino acids)
Biological process (GO): lipid metabolic process
Molecular function (GO): phosphoric diester hydrolase activity
Source: RefSeq, a predicted model, not a curated record